AUGGAGGUAUAUCCCCGACCAGAUACAACAUUAAGGUAUAUAUCUGACCAGGUUCAACAUGUAGGUUUAGCUAAAACCAGGUACAACCAUCUAGGUUUAGCUCAAACCAGGUACAACCAUGUUGGUUUAGCUCAAACCAGGUACAACCAUCCAGGUUUAGCUCAAACCAGUUACAACCAUGUUGGUUUUGCUCAAACCAGUUACAACCAUGUUGGUUUUGCUCAAACCAGUUACAACCAUGUAGGUUUAGCUCAAACCAGUUACAACCAUGUUGGUUUAGCUCAAACCAGUUACAACCAUGUAGGUUUAGCACAAACCAGUUACAACCAUGUUGGUUUAGCUCAAACCAGUUACAACCAUGUUGAUUUAGCUCGAACCAGGUACAGCCAUAUAGGUUUAGCUCGAACCAGUUACAGCCAUGCUGGUUUAGCUCGAACCAGUUACAACCAUGCUGGUUUAGCUCAAACCAGUUACACGCAUGUUGGUUUAGCUCAAACCAGUUACAACCAUGUUGGUUUAGCUCAAUCCAGGCACAACUAUGUAUGUUUAGCUCAAACCAGGUACAACCAUGUAGGUUUAGCUCAAACCAGUUACAACCAUGUUGGUUUAGCUCAAACCAGGUACAGCCAUGUUGGUUUAGCUCGAACCAGUUACAACCAUGUUGGUUUAGCUCAAACCAGGUACAACCAUGUUGGUUUAGCUCGAACCAGUUACAACCAUGUAGGUUUAUCUCAAACCAGUUACAACCAUGUUGGUUUAUCUCAAACCAGUUACAACCAUGUUGGUUUAGCUCAAACCAGUUACAACCAUGUUAGUUUAUCUCGAACCAGUUACAACCAUGUAGGUUUAUCUCAAACCAGUUACAACCAUGUAGGUUUAUCUCAAACCAGUUACAACCAUGUUGGUUUAGCUCAAACCAGGUACAACCAUGUUAGUUUAUCUCAAACCAGGUACAACCAUGUUAGUUCAUCUCAAACCAGUUACAACCAUGUUGGUUUAGCUCAAACCAGUUACAACCAUGUUGGUUUAGCUCAAACCAGUUACAACCAUGUUGGUUUAGCUCAAACCAGGUACAACCAUGUAGGUUUAUCUCAAGCCAGUUACAACCAUGUAGGUUUAUCUCAAGCCAGUUACAACCAUGUUGGUUUAGCUCAAACCAGGUACAACCAUGUUAGUUUAUCCCAAACCAGUUACAACCAUGUUGAUUUAGCUCAAACCAGUUACAACCAUGUUGGUUUAGCUCAAACCAGUUACAACCAUGUUGGUUUAGCUCAAACCAGUUACAACCAUGUUGAUUUAGCUCAAACCAGUUACAACCAUGUUGGUUUAGCUCAAACCAGUUACAACCAUGUUGAUUUAGCUCAAACCAGUUACAACCAUGUUGGUUUAGCUCAAACCAGUUACAACCAUGUUGGUUUAGCUCAAACCAGUUACAACCAUGUUGGUUUAGUUCAAACCAGGCACAACCACGUUGGUUUAGCUCAAACCAGUUACAACCAUGUUGAUUUAGCUCAAACCAGUUACAACCAUGUUGGUUUAGCUCAAACCAGUUACAACCAUGUUGGUUUAGCUCAAACCAGUUACAACCAUGUUGGUUUAGCUCAAACCAGUUACAACCAUGUUGGUUUAGUUCAAACCAGGCACAACCAUGUUGGUUUAGCUCAAACCAGUUACAACCAUGUUGGUUUAGCUCAAACCAGUUACAACCAUGGACAACAUGUAGGUUUAGCUCAACCCAGAGACAACCAUGUUGGUUUAGCUCAAACCAGUUACAACCAUGUAGGUUUAUCUCAAACCAGUUACAACCAUGUUGAUUUAGCUCAAACCAGUUACAACCAUGUUGGUUUAGCUCAAACCAGUUACAACCAUGUUAGUUUAGCUCAAACCAGUUACAACCAUGUAGGUUUAGUUCAAACCAGUUACAACCAUGUUGGUUUAGCUCAAACCAGUUACAACCAUGUUGGUUUAGCUCAAACCAGUUACAACCAUGUAGGUUUAUCUCAAACCAGUUACAACCAUGUUGGUUUAGUUCAAACCAGGCACAACCAUGUAUGUUUAGCUCAAACCAGUUACAACCAUGUAGGUUUAGCUCAAACCAGGUACAACCAUGUAGGUUUAGCUCAAACCAGGCACAACUAUGUAUGUUUAGCUCAAACCAGGUACAACCAUGUAUGUUUAGCUCAAACCAGUUACAACCAUGUAGGUUUAGCUCAAACCAGGUACAACCAUGUAGGUUUAGCUCAAACCAGGUACAACCAUGUAGGUUUAGCUCAAACCAGGCACAACCAUGUAGGUUUAGCUCAAACCAGGUACAACCAUCUAGGUUUAGCUCAAACCAGUUACAACCAUGUAAGUUUAGCUCAAACCAGGGACAACCAUGUUGGUUUAGCUCAAACCAGUUACAACCAUCUAGGUUUAGCUCAAACCAGGGACAACCAUGUUGGUUUAGAUCAAACUAGUUACAACCAUGUAGGUUUAGCUCAAACCAGUUACAGCCAUGUUGGUUUAGCUCAAACCAGGGACAACCAUGGUGGCGUAGCACUGAUCAGGUACAUCGCCAGAAGUAAAUUGCUGACUAGAUAA
Saccoglossus kowalevskii is the source of this 2583-nucleotide messenger RNA. Its product is annotated as glutamine-rich protein 2-like. The record is from RefSeq and is a predicted model, not a curated record. Lineage: Eukaryota; Metazoa; Hemichordata; Enteropneusta; Harrimaniidae.